AUGGUGUCUCGCGUCCGCUAUGAAUUGCGCUCAUGCUACGUGUCGCUGGCCAUAGCCAAAAAGUACACAAGUGACCACGAAGCCGUUAUCUUUGAUGACGAGACGAAUGUCGGGACGGUGACAAUCACAGACUACGCACAGACGAGCUUGGGAGACGUCGUCUUCGUUGAGCUGCCUCAGGAGGGCUCUGAGGUCGAGCAAGGCGCCAUGAUUGGUGCCGUGGAGAGCGUCAAGGCUGCGUCAGAUAUCUUCUCUCCUAUAUCUGGAAAGGUUGUGUCUAUCAACGAGGAGCUCGCUGGUCAACCUUCCCUAUUGAACAAAUCACCGGAAGACAAGGGUUGGCUUUGCAAAAUUGAACUGUCCAACCCCUCUGAGUUGGACGAGCUGAUGACAGCAGAACAGUACAAGGCGCACUGCGAGUCAUAA
Messenger RNA from Heterobasidion irregulare TC 32-1, 426 nucleotides. RefSeq lists its product as uncharacterized. The transcript is spliced from 5 exons. Gene Ontology annotation, biological process: protein lipoylation; glycine decarboxylation via glycine cleavage system. The coding region runs from base 1 to 426 and encodes 141 amino acids. The record is from RefSeq and is a predicted model, not a curated record. NCBI's taxonomy places the organism in Eukaryota, Fungi, Basidiomycota, Agaricomycetes, Russulales, Bondarzewiaceae. Gene Ontology annotation, cellular component: mitochondrion; cytoplasm; glycine cleavage complex.